UCCAAAAUCAUCCGAUUCACAGAAAUGAAGAAGACUUUCCUUCUAAGCUUCCUUCUUCCAAUAUUUUUGAGAUUCUCAGAGACCACGUCGGCGUUAGGCUCCGGCGCCACCUUCACCUUAAAGAACAACUGCCACCAGACCAUUUGGCCUGCUACAUUAUCCGGGAACGGCCUCGCCGUCCUCGGCGGCGGCGGCUUCGAGCUCGCCCCCAAUGCCUCAGCUUCCUUCUGGGCACCCCCGUCCUGGUCCGGUCGUUUCUGGGCCCGCACCCGCUGCCUCUUCGGCGAUUCCUCCUCCACCUCCGUUUCCUGCGCCACGGGCGACUGCGCCGGAACCCUCCGCUGCGCCGUCUCCGGCGCAGCGCCGGCCACCCUUGCCGAGUUCACCCUCGGCGGAAAGGACGACUUCUACGACGUCAGCCUCGUCGACGGCUUCAAUGUCGGCAUCGGCGUGCGGCCCUCGGCAGAUCCGACAGCGGAUCGGAGGUGCUGGUACGCUGGGUGCGUGGCGGACGUGAAGGCCCGGUGCCCGGCCGAGUUGCGGGUGGCAGCGCCCGGCGGCGAGACAGUGGCUUGCCGGAGCGCGUGCGAGGCGUUCGGGGCGCCAGAGUACUGCUGCAGCGGGGCGCACGCGACGCCGGAGACGUGCGGGCCGACGAGGUACUCCCAGCUGUUCAAGGCGGCGUGCCCGGCGGCGUACAGCUACGCCUACGACGACGCCACGAGCACGUUCACUUGUCCUGCCGGAACCUCCGACUACCUUAUCACCUUCUGCCCCUCUCAGGAGGACAGCCGGAGCCGCUAAGCUCUCUCUUCCGGCGGACGCGUGAAAACAGGCCUACAAAAUUCUAAAUUUGGCGUUAAAAAUCUAAACUUUGAUUUUCUGAAUAAUAGUCUCUAUAUUCAAUUCUCAA
Molecule: messenger RNA, 913 nt
Organism: Zingiber officinale
Lineage: Eukaryota; Viridiplantae; Streptophyta; Magnoliopsida; Zingiberales; Zingiberaceae
Product: pathogenesis-related thaumatin-like protein 3.5
Exons: 2
Coding region: 25-804 (259 amino acids)
Biological process (GO): defense response
Cellular component (GO): extracellular region
Source: RefSeq, a predicted model, not a curated record